UGUCAAUUUGAAAUUAUAGUCUGUGUUGAAAAUGUCAUGUGCGAAAUCGUGAAGUCCCAUGUGUUUACUCCAAUAAACCAAAAUUUAUCGAAUUUAUAAUGAAAGACCCUGUGGAAACAGAAGAAAAUGUUCCACCGAAAGAUACUAAGAUUGCGCCAUCGAUAUUGGGUGCUUUCGACUUGCUCCGAGAGCCGAAAAACGAUACAAAAAUAAUCGGCGGCGCCAAAAUUAUUUCUAUUUUACAGGGAAAUGAGAACGAAAAGAAUGUACAAUAUGCUCUGAAAAGAUGUGUAAGAAGUCUCGGAGCGAACCAUCCUGACAUGAGAUCUGGCUAUUUUGCUACCCUCGUUACUUUGCUAAGCAAAUUUGAAGACAUAACAGUUACGAAACUUACAGAGCUUCUGAAGAAAGAAUUGCAUGCUAAUGGGUCCUCCAAAAGUGAAGUAGGUGAUGUAGCCCUCGGACAGAUUCUGGUUUGUGGAGCCAUCUUCCGCUCCGGCCUGAUGCUGAGGAGCUCCGUGGAGGAGCAGACUCAAGUCAUCAAGUUACUGCUGGUCGCUAGCAACAAGAAAUCCUACCUGAGCACUGUGGCCUAUUUGAUACUACUUGAUUUUGUUAAGAAGCUGGAUGAAGAUCAGUUUUCAACAAUAAUAUGGAGCAACAUAAAGGAGAAUUUCAAGAAAGAUCUAAAGGAGCACAGUCUGGACUCCCUUUACUUCCUGAUGGUGGUCUCCACACAGUUCCCGCAGAAGGUCAAACUGAGGAAACUCAUUGGAGUUGGGGAAAUACUUUGUGAAGACACUGUGCACACUAUUUGUGAAAAACUCAUGUCUGGUAUUGACUACAGUUCAGUCAGUCAUCCAGUCUUCAAGGAAGUCAGUACCCUCAUAGCCAACUCUCCGCAUCUACAACUGUUCUGGACCUCAGGCAUUGACAGCCAACUCGUGAAGCACAACCGGAACCGAGAACUAGUGGCCCUGAACAUCCUGAGCACUAUUCUCACCAAUAUAACAGAUAACUUUGAGGUUAUACCUGAAUUACUGAGCAAAAACUUCUUCAAAUUGUUCAUGGAUUGGUUCAAGGGUCUCCAGACUGCCAGCAAGAUCAGAAACAAGAGAGACAAUGAAGAUGAUCACAAAAUAAUGAUCAAAAAACAAAAGGAAGUACUAAAUGCCCUGGCUAAAGCACUGAAAUCUGAAAAGGUGGACAUGUCAGUGAGAAUAGAAACAUUAAAAAAGCUUCUCUUUACAAGAGGAGAGAUGAAUUUCACGGAAAUCACUGGCACUAAUAUAGUCAAGGCUAUUAUGUCUGAUCUUGACUUGGAUGGUGUGAAGAAAAUGGCUAAACUGUUUAAGAAAGUCCUUUUAAACACAUCUAAGAAAGUAGUUAAAGAGGAUGUUGAGAGGAACUGGUACAACAAUGAGAGAUUGAAAGCGGCUGAGAUGAUCUCCCUGCUCGUGAGCCAUGACGCUGUCAAGGAUGACACUGAGUUCAAGCUGGCAUAUAUGAAAAUACUAAUGUGCUUUGGAUUCUUCAAAAUCAGUGGCGAUGAAACUGUGGCUGUUAGUUCAGAGUUAUCAGGAUCCAUCAAAUCUUGCUUCUACCGCUGCUUCACCUCAAAAUUCUCAAAUGUAGACAGUCUAGUCCAAGUGCUGUGCUCCCUCAGCGAGUUCAUCAACACCACCAUUCAGAACGACCAAGUCAAGUCCAAGAUAGAGAAACAGUUCUCCAAAGAAAACAUGGAAUGCUGGGAGAUGGUCACAGAAAUCACGCAAACAAUAGAAGGUAUCGAUUCAAAGGGAAAAGUUGACAAAGUGUUCCUAAUUCUGCUGUACCAGCUCGGCCUGUUUCUGUAUUCGGAGCCGACCCACAUCAAAAUGGCGAAAGGUGCGAUCAAAGAGUUGAAAAGUUGCUACGAACAUUACAAGAAAGGUAAGAAGAAAAAGCCGAAGAAGGCUAAAGAUGUUGAGGAAGUGGAGGAAGAGCCGGAGUGGAUCGAGGUGCUGGUAGAGGUGCUGCUGUCCAUCCUGUCCGCGGAGUCCAGCGUGCUGCGCGCCGUCGUGCAGUGCGUCUUCAGGCUUCUCUGGGAGUUCCUCACUCCGUCGUGCAUUGAACAGAUUGUCUCCGUACUUGAUCCCGAAAGUGAGACCAAUCCUCUCACUCAAGACAGUGACUCAGAAGAUGAAGACGGAGACAAGGAUAAAGAUGAGGCAGAGGAGAAUGGCGAAGAGGAGUCUGGUGAGGAGAAGAGUGACGCUGAAAGUGACGAGAGCGACAGCGAAAUUGAGGUAGAAGAUGAAGACCAGGACGCAACUAUACCCGAUCAACUAAGGAUCGCUGUUCAAAAGGCUCUUGGGGCGGCUGCUGAGAGCGACAAUGAAAGUAUAGAUGCAGACAUGAUCACUGAGGAAGAGGGAAAGAAGCUGGAUGACGCGCUGGCGGAGGCUUUCAAGCAGUUCCAUCAAGGGAAGAACAAGAAAACUAAGAAGGACAGGAAAGAUAAAAAGACACUGUCAGAUUUCCGCAUUAAAGUCCUGGACCUCAUUGACAUUUAUCUGGAGAAAGACCCGGCCAUGGACAUCGCGUUGAGCAUGAUGGCGCCUCUGACGAGGUCGUUAGAAUUCUGCAUCCAGGAGAGCCAGCCUGAACUUGGGAACAGGCUCAGGAAAACCAUAAAAAACCUUGCUAAGAUCAGGAAAUUUUCAUCCAUCGAAAAUGUUACCAUUGACAUUCUGUGCGAGUACUUAAAAUCAGCUAUCGACAAAGGUACGCGAUCGCACUUCAUGUACCAAUCUUUGGGUGACGUGAUCACUCACUACGCGACGUUCAUCAUCCACUGCUCGCUGAAAAUCCAGCCGGCGGCGCCAAAAUCACCUAAAAAGAGCAAGAAAGCGAGCUCGUCGGCGCUGACGGACAUUUUUAAGGAGAACCUGCAGAGUUACUUCAAGAACCGCAACUGCUUGUUGCCGGUGAUCUUCUUCCACAGCGUGCUGCAGGCGGAGUGGGAGGGCGCGCUGGACCUGCUGCCUGUCAUCGUGGAGAACAUCUUCAGCGCGGAGGUGCGUCAGUUCCGUCGAAGCGAGGGCCUCGAGCUCGCCGCCGGCUUCUACAGAGCCCUCAAACGAACCAAACCAACCUCCAAGAAAGCUCUAGCCAGCCUGGCCGCCGUCGAGACUAACUUUGAAGAAGUUCUCAAGAAGACCCUCAGCGGCGAAAAUGAAGAGUUCACAGCUAAAAAUAACUUCUUCAACACUCUAAAGAAACUUAUUAACACAAUGAAAAUGUUCCACGAGAGUUGCCAUGUUGAAUCGAGUGUAGAUUUUAAUUCGUUGUUAGCGGUAGUCGGAUCGUGCAAGGGUACUGUAAAAACUAAGGAUAGUAAUAAUCAAACACAAGCCGCACAGAAUGGGAAUGCAGAUAAAAAAACUAAAAAGAAAAAUAAGAAGAAGAAAAGGAAACAAGAAGAGAGCAAUGGUCACGUGGAGCCGAAACAGAAGAAGAGUAGGAAAGACUCCAAUAGAGAAGCCAGUGAAUAAAUCUAAAUAACGCGCUAAGAUGUUGUAUUUUUAUUAAAUGAAACUGAACAA
This is a messenger RNA of Plutella xylostella (diamondback moth), 3587 nucleotides long. It is a transcript of the gene Mybbp1A, whose product is annotated as MYB binding protein 1a. The record is from RefSeq and is a predicted model, not a curated record. Gene Ontology annotation, biological process: regulation of DNA-templated transcription. Gene Ontology annotation, molecular function: sequence-specific DNA binding; transcription corepressor activity; RNA binding. Gene Ontology annotation, cellular component: nucleolus. NCBI's taxonomy places the organism in Eukaryota, Metazoa, Arthropoda, Insecta, Lepidoptera, Plutellidae.